AUGUUGCUAAAGUUAUUGAUCCCUCGGAUAAAGCUAAUCCAGAACAGAAGAGAAGCGAAGAUUAAACAAAUGCGCCGCGAAAUUGCAAAGCUUCUCGAGACUGGUCAAGAAGCAACUACUCGAAUUCGUGUUGAAAAUAUUAUAAGGGAAGAGAAGAUGAUGGCUGCUCAAGAGAUCCUUGAGCUCUUCUGUGAGCUCAUUGCUGUUGGUCUUCCUAUUAUUGAGGCUCAAAGGGAAUGUCCUGAUUUAGAUCUAAAAGAAGCUAUCUCAAGUGUAUAUUUCGCUGCGCCAAGGUGCUCUGACUUGACAGAGCUGCUAGGUUCAUAUGGAAAGGAAUUCGUUGCAGCUGCAUCCGAGCUCAAGCCCGAUUCUGGUGUCAACCGUAAGUUGGUGGAGCUGCUGUUUGUGCAUGCAUAUUCCCCAUAAUCUAAACUGAAACUUCUCAAGGAAAUUGCACAAGAACAUCAACUUCAUUGGGACCCUGCUUCUACAGAAACUGAUCUCUUCAAAUCGCAUGAAGAUCUUAUUGAUGGACCAAAGCAAUUUGGUGGGGGCUCUAAGUUGCCUUUAUGGGAGGAACAAGAUAAAGGGCCACGUUUGACAAUGCUACCUCUUUCACGUCCAGAGGAACCAUCUGAUUCUGAAUCCGAGUAUGAAAGUUUGGAAUUUCCUGAGAUUCUCAAUGUCUUGUUGCGGCCGACUCCUGGCGCUACCCCUGAAAAUGCACCGGAGGCUGUGAAACCUGCCACAUAUGAACAUACCUCUCCUGACAUGCCCUUUGAUUCAGAAAAUGCAGGAGACGAAAAGUUGGCUUUCAUAAGAGAUGAACAUCCUGCAAUAUCAAGUACCACUGUCGUGGAAGUCCAACAAUCUUCACCCUUUGUUUCUUCACAGUAUGUGACGGAAUCUGAGAAACGGGACAGUUGUUCUCCACCAUCUGCAUGUGUAGUAGGACCCUUAUCUACAGAAGAGAGUGGUGCUUCAAGGGAUCUUCCAAGGAAAAUAUCCGAUAUGGACUUGCAGGAUGUCCUAACAGCUGCUCAAGCUGCCGCUGACUCAGCAGACCGUGCAGCAGCAGCAGCUCGUUCAGCUGCAAGUCUUGCGCAACUCAGGAUCAGUGAGCUCACCAAUAAGACAGCCGACCAGUAUCCAGAAAGUCCGACCGAGAACCCUUUCCAUUCAAACCAACCACUACAUACAAGGGAAAACCCGCAAUUUGAUCAUCAGAAUUCUUCUGCCAGCAACUAUGGAGAUCUUACAGACUUCCAAAUGAGUGACUCUUCAGCAUUUUUCAGUCAUGAGCAGAACAACCACCAAGCAGAGAGACUCCCUUCAAUUGAAAACACACAGUUUGAUCAUCAGAACUCAUCAGUCAGCUGCUAUGGCGAUCUUUCAGAGCUACAAAGACCAGAGACCUCAUCGUUUGAGAGACGCAGCCCUGACCAGGACCACCAGCAGAUGAGACUACCUUCCAUGGAAGACGAUCCCUAUUACUCAUACCCUAAUCUCUUCACAUCGCAGAAUCCUGACUGCUCACUUGGCUCUCCUUCAUUUUCAGACAAAGCAGAAUCUGCCCAUGGUUCUUAA
Messenger RNA from Brassica oleracea var. oleracea, 1587 nucleotides. Its product is annotated as IST1 homolog. Gene Ontology annotation, biological process: protein transport. The record is from RefSeq and is a predicted model, not a curated record. Lineage: Eukaryota; Viridiplantae; Streptophyta; Magnoliopsida; Brassicales; Brassicaceae.